AUGUCAGAUAAAGCAAGUUCCUGUGAUUCAUCUGAUUUCUCUGAUGGUUAUCCAACAACAACAACAAUUAGUACAGUUGCAUUACAAGCUGGUAAUGCACGUAUUGUACUUGCUGUAUUACGUUGUGGAAGUUGGAUACGUGUUCGAAUUCAACGUAUGGAGCCAGAUCUUUAUGAUAUUGGUGCAAAUGCUGAUGAAGCUCGUUCAUUACAUGAAAUACAUCAACAUUUAUGUACUAAAUUAGCGUCGAAACAAGAACAAAUAUCAGAACUUUUAUCAAAAGCUGACGAUUUAGUUACACAGCAAACUUCAGAUAACCAAAGUCAAGUGUAUGCAGCAAUGGCUGAAUCAUUAAAUCGUGCUUGGCGUGAUUUACUCGGUAUAUUAACUCAACGUGGAAGAUUAUUAGAUUUAGCUAUGGAAUGCUUUAAUUCAGCUGACAAUGUAAUUCAACAAGCUGAAAGAGUUGAACAUUUAUGCAUUACUGGUAGUUGGGGUCAUGAUAUCAGUUCAGUUCGUCGUUUAAUUGAAGAACAUGAAAAUCUAAAACGUACUGGUUUGUUAGAACCAUCUCAUAAUCUCCUGAAUUCAGCUAAUAAUUUAUUAGAACUACUUGGUCGUAUGUCAAGCCAAACUGGCAGUUCAACUUCUACAUCAAACACUGGUCCUAGACAUGCAAGUAUUGUAGCACGUGAACACGUAGCUGCAAUUACUUCAAAAGCUGGAAUGACUAGAAGACAUGCAGAAGAUAUUUGGAAUCGUCGUGAUCAUCUACUUCAAUUAAGAUUAACUGUUGUUUCUAUGGAAGCAGAAUUAGAACGUAUUGUUGAUUGGUUUGUAAAGACUGGUGAACCACGUUUUUCAGACUUACAAGUUGGAACAAGUUUAUCUGAAUGUCAAACUAAUUUAGAUAGACUGAUGACAUUAGCAGACGAAGUACGUGAUUUACAAAGUGCUCAUUCACAUUUAACUCAAGAUCUUCAUCAAGCAACAACUACCGAUUCUUGGCGUAGAAAACGUGAAAAAAGUGUUUCUGAAAUAUUACGUGCACAAGAACAAGAAUUAGGAAUUCAUUCUACAUCAUUAAGUAUGGAUGUAGAUAAUGAAAAUGAAUUGAAAAGUAUUCAUGAUUCCGAUACAUGGCGUGUUACACACGGUGCAUAUUCUGAAUUAAUUACACGAUUAAGAACUACUGAAUCUUAUAUUUGGGAAUUUUUAGAUCGAAUUGAAAAUCGAAGACGUCAAUUGCAUACUAGUGUGAUUUAUUAUAGUGAAAUCAAUGUGUUACUUAGCCAAAUCUAUCAGCUUGAAUCCGAUAUGAAAAGGACACGAGAUCUUCAGCAAACUGGAUUAGAGGAAAUUUAUUAUAAUAAAUUAACUGAUCUAGAAGUACGAGUACCUGGAUUAAAACAAACAAUGAAUGAGUUAAGAACAAGUUAUAAUGAAAAAAUUAGGCCAUCUAAUUUAAGAUCACAACUUGGUGUGACAACCCAAUCUUACAUUGAUGAAUUGGAUCUCACUACAAUAGCAUCAGCUUCAGUUACUGGAAAAAUGCGUGAAGUUGAAGAAGGUAUUACUAGAUGCCGAGAUCUGCUGAACCAACAUAAAGAAUUAACUAUUAAAGUACAGAAACGUGAAGAAACAGAAUUUCGGUUAAAUGAACUGAGCAUGUGGUUAAGUCAAAGGAUUCACCGUUCGCUCGUGGAAUAUGGAAAGUAUGGCACAACAGUCGAACAACUAGCAGAUUUUGAAGAUGUACAUCGGCGUCUUCAACGUGAGCUGCAAUCUAGAGAACCUGAGUUAGAAGAAUUAAGAAUUGCGAUUAGUCGACUAUCUCCACCUGCUGGUAGAUCGAGCUCACAGGAUCGUUUAAAUGAACUGUCAUCUUGUUGGACACGUUAUAGGCAAAUAAUUCAAUUACGAUUGGAAUUAGCUAGUCAAUUCUCUUCUUUACUAAAGGGUAUACGUGAGAAUGAUGCUCAUUUUAAUUCGACAAUUCAAAAAAUGAAUGAAACUGAUAAAAUAAAAUUAACAACAACUAAUUUAGAUUUUCAUCCAAGUUGGGUAAUUGGUACUGCCGAUACACAACAAAUAGCUGAACGAAUUCGACGUGAAUUAAAUAUGACUACAAGUAGUUUAGAAGAAGAACAAAUAAUCAUUCGUCAAUUUAUCAAUCACAUUACUCAAAGAGCUGAUCAAGAUUUGCAAAUAACCGAAACAGUUCAUUUUUGUCAAGUUCAAUUAGAACUAAAUAAUAAACGUUUAAAUCAAUUACGCGAUUCUUGGGAUAACUGUCAACAAUUAUGGGAUCAAUAUAAACUUGCUCAAGAACAAUGGACUAUAUUUACAGAAACAGCUCAUCGUUUGGAUGAAUCGAUAACAUCAUCACUUUCACGUAUGUCCAGAACACCAUUGCCGAAUCAACCACAUGAACUUGCAGAAGCUUUAAGGGUUCAUCAUAAUGAACGCAAUGAAAUAGAUCAUUUAACACUGAAUUUAAAAACAGAAGCUCAACAAUUAGGCUCCAUGAUUGGUGCACAACCGGAUGAUCAUGACUAUAAUAGUCAAAGUUGGAGAUUUAUUGAAGUUCCGAAUAAAUUCACUUCUGGUCUACCAUUAUCAACUAUGGGAAAACGUUUACGUUCAGAAAUGUGUUUACAAUUAGCUGGUUUAGAAACAAGGUGGAACGCAUGGGAUAAAGCAUGGACAUCAAGAAGUAUACAACUGGAACGACGUGGUACACAUUUUGGACAGUUAACAACUAUUGAGGAGAUAGAAGCAGAAAUUAUUUCAGCUGAAAGAAAAUUACAACAGAUUAUGGGAAUGGUUUCAUUAAAUGCACCAUUAUCACAAGUUCAAAUUGCUGAUAGAGAUCUUAGUCAAAUUGAGGCUACGAUACCAGUUUUACACAGUCGAAUACGUUCUAGUGCGCCUGAUAUGAAAUUACAGUUAAUUCAAGGUGAACCAUCACCAACGGAAUAUACUGGAACAAAUAUUGAUUUGUUAAAUGUUUCAAAACGUCAUGAACAUCUUGAAACACGUUUAACAACAUUCACACAAGAAACUGUACGAUGUCGUACUGAAAUUAAUUUAACUCUGCGCUUAUUAAAUGCAGUAGAUACAGCACAGAAAGCCUUAUCACAGAUAACAUUUAAUUUAGAUCGUGUUAAAAAUCAACUACCAGAAAUUUCUUCAGAAAAUCGUUAUCAGAUUGAAGAGAUACGUUUUGAUAUAUCAGAACAAAUUAAUAGAGGACGAGUACUAGCUGAUACACAUAUACCAGUCUUGGAACAAUUAUCUAUUCAAUAUCCACGCCCUAUGGAAGCAAAACAAUUUAUCCAACCUAUUGUAAAUGAGUUUCAAUCAUCUAUUAAUAAUUUAAAUCAAUUAUCAGAUGAGAUUCGUAUAAGAACAGAACAAUCUAUUAAUUUACAACGUUUACAACCUACACAUGUAUAUGAUGAUCAAAUGAAAGCCACUACACUUACAAUGCCAACAAAAGCUAAACCACCAAUAAUUAUUAAACCAUUAGAAAAUAUAACUAUAGAAGAAGGUAAAAAAAUUAUUAUGGAAACAAUAUUUGAUUCUGGUCUUCCACCAGACGCUAACCCGUAUGAUACUAAUCAAUUACAAGUAACUUGGUACAAAGAUGGAAUACCUGUAGUUACUCCAGACUAUGAAGUUAAUUUAACAGAGAACACAGCAAGUUUGAAAAUAUCUGAAACUUUAAAUGAAGAUAAUGCUAUAUUCACAUGUUAUAUUAGUACACCAUAUGGUAAAGCUGAGACAAAAUGUACGUUAACAAUAAUAGAUACAAUUAGUCCAGUACCAGUCAAUGAAAGUUUAGUUCAACCUACUAGGAAUGUAAGAGAACAAAAACCUAUUCCUGAACUUGGUGAUCCGCCUGAAUUUAUCAAACAUCUUAAAUCCAUGUGUAUAGAUGAAACUAGUGAAUUGGUUUUAGAUUGUCAAGCAGUUGGGUUACCUGUACCAAUUUUAUCAUGGUAUAGAAAUGGUCAAUUAAUUGAUCAAAAUCCUGAUUUUAAAAUUACUCAAUUAGCUGGAUCAGGAAUAUUGAGGAUUCCACAAUGUCGAAUAAUGAAUCAUUCUGGAUUAUAUUUAUGUCGUGCUACUAAUCCUUAUGGUGAAUGUUCAACCACUUGUCAAGUGGAUAUAAAUCCAGUUAAGCCACCAAUAAUUAUUCAACCAUUACAAAAUGUUAAUCUUAAAGUUGGUGAUAGAUGCAAAUUAACUGUUCAGUAUAAGAGUGAACUUCCAGUUGAAGUAGAUUGGUAUCAUAAUGAUUUGCCAAUUCAAGGAGAAGUGGGUCGUCGACGUAUUACAAUGGAAUUAAAUAAUAUGAUCACUUUACAUCUUCUUAUGGUUUCUGAUUUAGAAGACGGAAAGUAUACUUGUACAGUUCGUAAUGCAGCAGGCUCAGCUACUACAUAUUGCAAUGUUACUGUUCAACCAACAGAUACAAGAGAAUCUUUAUUACCGUCACAAGUGACACUACGACCAACAGCUUCACGUCGUAGAAGGGAUUUACAGUCUGAUUUAGAUGAAGUAUUUGAACCAGUUAAAGUGCCACGAAUAGUUCAAUCACCUACCGGAGUCACAGAAGAACAAGUGAUUCCAGUUAGUGCAGUUAAAGGAGCCUAUCCAAAAUAUACUCAAAGAGCUGUUUCAGUACCACCUACAACAACAGCCUCUGUACCUUUAAGAAUACAAACAAAUGCCACGGGAGGACGUCCAGUAUCAGAUUAUGGCAGACCCCCACAGUUUAUUCUACCAUUGCAAAAUUCUGGAGUGAAUGAAGCCGAAAAAAUCAAAUUAGAAUGUCAAAUUACUGGGAUUCCUGCACCACAGGUUACUUGGCUUAAAAAUGGUAUCCCAUUAGCUAGAUCUAAUUCAUAUGUAACUAAAGAGAUUGGACAAUAUCACUGUUUAAUCUUUUAUGAUGUGUUUCUUGACGAUCAAGGUGAAUAUACAUGUGUAGCUGAAAAUCCUUAUGGAAAAGCAUUUAGUUCAUGUAGAAUGGAUGUUGAACCGAUUUGUGAAGAUGAACAACCAACUGAUAGUGAACCGACGUUGGUAAAACCAUUACCGCCAAGUUUAUCUGUUGUAGAAGGUGGAUCAGUUGAAUUAACAUGUCAGUUCACUGGAAGGCCAAUACCUUCCAUAGUAUGGCUUAAAGAUGGUAAACAACCACAAUCUUCAACUAAUUUUCAGACAUUUCAAGAUUCUGGUUUUGCACGUCUUUAUAUACCGAAAGUUGAAAAAGAUAAAACUGGUCUAUAUGAAGCUGUAGCAACAAAUCCAUUAGGUAGUUGUUCUACUACUGUAUAUAUGGAAAUACUUCCAUCUAUACGAACAUCUAUUGAUUUAUUGCCAACAAUUUCACCAGUGAUGAGUGGAAGUUCACCGGAAUUUACGCGAAUAUUUAAAGAUGUUUAUAUUGAAUCAGAACGUUUAGAAGAAGUGGUACUUGAAUGUUCAGUAGUUGGUGUUCCAACACCAAUAGUGUAUUGGACACAUAAUGGAAUAAUUAUCAGACCAGAUGACCAACGUUAUACUAUUGGUCAAGGACCUGGUCCAAAUGAUCAUUGUUUAAUUAUCCGACGACCAGGACCAGAAUCAGCAGGUCGUUAUCAAGCUAUAGCUGAAAAUCUCCAUGGAAGAGUUACUUGUUCAGCAUUUAUAAGUCCUAUUGGUUAUAGUCAAACAUUAAUUAAAAGACCUCCAUCUACGAUGAGUUUAACAAGGCAUACAGUUACACGACAAAUAUGUCCACGUGAUACAUCAUUACCUCCAUCACCAGCAAGUACUGCUCCAAUCAUUUCACCACAAUCAUUUGCUACAGUUCAAUUACCUUUAUCACCAGUACGAUUUCAAAGAGAAACAUCAGCUCCACCAUCACAAUACUAUUUGACAAGACAUCAUUUACAAAUAAGACCAAGACAGCCAACACCACCAAUUCAACUCACCUUUACAUUACCACGCAAAGAACAAUCAUUAAGUCGAACAGAGAUAAUACGACCUAUUGAUAGUCAAUUAAAAUUACAAGGCCAAGUAAAACAUUAUAGUAGUACACAACAUUUAUAUAAAAAACAAAUUACACCAAUUGUACCAAAUAUUGAAACACGUUAUUCACGACGUGUUGCUAGUCAACCACGUCUUUCACCAGGUUAUUCAUCAGAAGAAGAACAUGAACAUAGUAUGUCCGUCGUACCAAUGGUACGUCAUUAUAAAACACGUAUGGAAAGAAAUCUAGUAAGUAGACCAUAUAUCAUGUCUGGUUAUAGUUCAGUAAAAGAGCAUAAACGUACAUUACAUAUUACACCAAUGAGACGUGAAUAUCAAACAUCAUUAGAACAUAAUUUACCAGCUAGGCCAAUAUUAGAAAAAGGUUAUGCAGCUGAAGAAGAACGUGAAUAUGAAAUGAAUGUUGUACCUAUUGUACCUCAUACUGAUUAUAAAACUGAAUUAACAACUGAUAUUUAUAGUAAACCAGAGCUGACACCAGGCUAUACUACAGAAACUGAACAUAUUCGAUCAUUUGAAAUUACUCCAAUGGUACCGGAAUAUCAUACAAAAAUGGAACGAAAAAUAGCAAGUCAUCCAAUACUUGAAGCUGGUUAUUCAUCAGAAGAAGAACAUGAACAUAAAUUGGAUAUUAUUCCCAUGACUACUUCAUAUAAAACUGAACUGAACACUGACGUAUCCUCUAAACCAGAAUUGAUGCCUGGAUAUGCUGUUGAAACUAAACAUCCUAUCAAACUUGAAGUCACACCAAUAGUUCCAGAAUAUCGUACUGAAUUAGAUACAAAAGUUGCUAGCCAUCCACAUUUAGAGGAAGGUUAUACAUCAGAAGGUGAACAUGAGCAUCAAAUGGAACUGAUACCGCUAGUGCCUGAAUACAAAACACAACUGUCAACAGAUUUAUCAGCAAAGACUGAAGUGAUCAGUGGUUAUGAAAGUCGAUUACAUUAUGAAAAAACCUAUCUUAUGGAAACUCAAUUAAAACAAUAUGAAACUGCUAUUUCAACUCAUCUACCAAGUAGACCAUCUUUAACAUCAAUAUUUGAGUCGACUUUUGAACAUGAAACAAAUAUGAAUGUCGUUCCAGUUGUACCACAGAUUGAACAUCAUAAAAGUCAAUUGAUUACUGAUUUCUACGCUAGAUACCGUCCAGUAGACGUAAUUGUUGAAGUACCUAUUCCACCAGAAUUUGUAAAACCUCUAGCAAAUGUUGUAGCUGAUGAAGGAGCAUGUGUUGUGAUAGAAGGUCUUGUAAAUGGAACACCACAACCCAAAAUAUCAUGGUAUCGUUCCGGACGUCAAUUAUCUGAUGGUCCUGAUUUCCGUUUAGAUUAUACAAAUAAUCGUGUACGAUUAACACUCAGUGAAGCAUUUCCUGACGAUGCAGGUGAAUAUACUUGUGAAGCUGAAAAUAUUGCAGGUCGUGCACAAAGUACUGCAAAUUUAAUAGUACGUGGUCGUUUAAUGACACCAAGAUUUAUUAAAGGACUUGAAAAUCAAAUAAUAUAUGAAAGAGAAUCAGUUCGAUUAAUUGUUAAAGUAGAUGGACAUCCACCACCAACAGUUACAUGGACUCGUGAUGGUCAUGAAAUUACAAGUUCUUCAAACUAUAUACUUGAAUGUGAAGGUAAUGGUAUUUAUGCACUCAAUAUACCUGAAGCAUUCUUUGAAAACUCUGGUCGUUAUGCUGUAAUUGCUGAGAAUCCAGCUGGAAAAUGUAUUUCUUCUGGUUUGUUAACUGUUUUAGAACCAGAAAGACCUUAUCCUCGUGAAUUAGAUAAGUUAUGUCUAAGCCAGUUGACAGUGCAAGUAGAAGGUCUAAAACAAGUUCAAAUACCAUCUCCAGAACCUCGACCGUACCCAGAGAAGCCAUAUUUCACAAAAACCUUCAGUCCAGAAAUAGAAUUAUAUGAAGGUGAACGAUUAAUUUUAACAGCUGAAGCUUGUGGCAAUCCAAUACCAUUCAUUAAAUGGUACCUAAAUGGACAACCUUUAGUUGAUAGUCCAGAUCAUCAACAAACUCAGGUUGGACCACCAGUGUCUGAUGUGAAUGAAUUACAGCCUCAUCCAGUAAUAAUGACAGGACAUUUAAUUAUGAAUGAACUAUUCUCAGAAGAUUCUGGUCUUUACACAUGUAUAGCAGAAAAUAUAGCGGGUCAAGCAGAAGUUAUGUCUAAUAUAAGCGUUAUAACGAAAACUAUAAGCGAUACAAAAAAGCCAACUGUUCAACCACCGGAGUUUAUUAAAUUCCCAGAAUCUCCAAUAAGAGUUCAACUUGAUCAAGAAUUGAUAUUAGAAGUAGAAGUUAAAGGAUUACCAUUGAAUUCAUUGAAUUGGUAUCAUAAUGGCAUGAUUGUAUAUAGUAAUCCGAAUCAAUUCAUUCAAAAUAUACCAAAUACAGGGAUUACAAGAUUAAUUGUUCAACAAAUUCAACCAGAUGAUCAAGGAGAAUGGUUAGUGACAGCUACAAAUCCAGCUGGUUCAUGUUCAAAAUGUCUUCAAAUAAUUUGUGAAGAACCUAUAUCUGUUCUACCAGAGCCAGUUGUUCAUACUGAAUAUGAAUUGAAAUUAAGUCACCCAUCAAUGGAUAUCACUGAUUUAUCGCAUACAUAUCAACAACAAACAAUAUUUAUACAACCAGAAAUGAUUCCACCAAAUUUCAUUGAACGAUUCCCUAGUGAACUUAAAAUAAAUGAAAAGACCCCAUUACAUAUACAUGGCAGAGUUUAUGGUCAGCCCAAACCAAGCGUACAAUGGCUUAAAAAUGGGAAACCAUUGUAUUCAGAUGAAAGGAUACAUUAUCAUGUAUUGGACAAUGGUGAAGUGGGAUUGGAAAUUACAGAACCAACUGAAGCUGAUUCUGGGAUUUAUGUAGCAUCAGCGAAAAAUCCUGCUGGAGAAGAUCAUUGUAUUGUUAACCUAUCCGUUGUACCUCUGUCAAGCGUUGCCCCAACUGGUCAACCACCAGUAUUCUGUCGAGGUCCUCUCCCUUGGUCUCCGACAGAAGCUGGUCCGAUAAUCACCUGUCCUGGUGUGUUAAACCUACAAGAAGGUCAGCCUGUUCGCUUAGAAGCUGAAGUAAUCGGGAAACCAGUCCCAACAGUAUCAUGGUUUAUUAAUGGUCGUCCGAUUACCAUGGAUAAAACGCACAAGAUCGUCCCCAUGCGUGCAAACGUAUGUUCACUAAUUCUAGACACACCUAUACCUAAUAUUGAUUCUGGUGUCUGUAGUUGUAUUGCUACUAAUCAAUUUGGUCAAGCGGAACUUCGAUUUAAUAUACAUGUCGAAGGUAAACCACAAACAACUUUACAGGCUCCUCGGUUCAUACAAAAACCACCUACUCAACUAACAGCACCCCUUAAUGAAGAAGUUACAUUGCAUGCGGUUGCAGAAGGAAUACCACAACCAGUACUAUCAUGGCAUAAAGAUGGAAAGUUAUUCACUGGAACAUCAGAUGGUCGUAUUCAAAUUUCAAUAAAUGAACUAGAGACAACACUUCAUUUUGCAGCUUUACAAUCUGAAGAUUUAUGUACAUGGCAGUGUUUAGCAGCAAAUAUAGCUGGAACUGCUUCAGCAAGAACAAAAAUUUUAGCACCAAUUGAAGAGAAACCUAAAGAAAUAAUUCGAAAGUUUAGUAUACCAAAGAAACAACCAGAAGGACUACAAGAAAUAACCUCCCCUUAUCCAAUAAUAAUGUCACCACCUCAGUCAGUAUGUAUAAAUGAAGGUGAAAAUGCUCGUUUUACAGCUACUGUUGUUGCAAAUCCAUCACCAAUUGUAACAUGGUACGUCAAUGGCCAACCUGUACCUUCCUAUGGAAUUAUGCAAGCACAACAACCGGAAAGUGAAGAAAUACGAUACAUCAGUAGAUUUGAUGGUUUGAUUUAUUAUCUAGAUAUGCAGAAAUGUAAACCUGAAGAUGCAGGUGAAAUAUAUAUUGUAGCUCAACGAAGUGAUAUUUCACCGGAAUUAGUAAACAUUGAACCAAAUGCUGUUGUGAGUGCAUCUGCUAAACUGGAGGUGAUACCAGUAAUUGAUUUUCGUGCACAACUCAAACCAAUACCAAAACCGUCUAUUGAAGUAAUAGCUGAAAAAGUUAUGCCAACACAAGAAGGUCCUGCAAUUCGUGCACCACGGUUCUUGAAAUUUUUACAACCCCAAACUGUUCCUGAAUCUUCAGAAAUAACGUUUUCAGUUGAAUUCGAUGGGGAACCAGCACCUGAAGUUACCUGGGCACGUGAACAAGUCGAUAUAAAUAAUAGAGAAAACUAUAAGACAACAACAACUUCUACAACUAGUCAACUUGUUAUUUCAAAAGUUCUCUUAGAAGAUACAGGGAAUUUCUCAGUUACAUUGCGUAAUCCAGCUGGACAAGCUUGUAGUAAAUCAAGGCUUACAGUGACACAAAUUAAAGUAUCAGGAAAAGCUCCUGAAUUCAUACCACCAUUAAUAGAAUCACAGAUUGUAGAAGCUGGAGAACCAAUUACAUUUGAAUGCAAGGUUACUGGUGAACCAACUCCACAAGUUCAUUGGGAACGAAAUGGAGAGCGGUUACCUCUAAAAGAUCUUGAACAUAUACGCGUAUUUGAUGCGCCACCGUUUCAUACUCUUGUAUUAUGUGAAACUGUACCAGAUGAUUCUGCUGAGUAUCGUUGUGUAGCAAUAAAUGCUCAUGGACAGUCAAUUUGUAAAGCGAAUGUUACUAUACAAGCUAAACCAGCUGCCAUUGUCCCACCAAGAAUUAUUCAAGAACCAAAAAGUGUAACUGUCAUGGAAUCUCAAUCAGUUCAACUAAUUGCACUAAUAGAAGGUACACCGAUGCCAGAAAUUACUUGGUUACUAAAUAAUGAAAUUAUUAAACCAUCACGUUACUUUCUUCCUGAAAUUCGAUCAGAUGGUUAUACAAUACUUAAUAUUUCUAGUGUUUAUCCAGAAGAUACUGGAGUUUAUACAGUACGUGCUGUGAACUCUGGUGGAGAAGCUCAAGCAUCAGCGGAAAUCUUAAUUUCUGCUCCAUUACAAACUGCUCCACAAUUUGUGAAACCUUUACCUACUGGGACACUAGAAGUAAAAGAAGGUGGACAAUUAUUCUUAGAAGUUCAAGUUUCAGGCGAACCUAUACCUCAAAUUGAUUGGUAUCAUAAUGGUCAAUCUUUACAAUCUGGACCAAUUUGGAAAGUUAAAACUGAUAGAUAUACUUCACAACUUGAAUGUAAUGUAAUCUCCAUGAAUGAUGGUGGUGAAAUUAUUGUCAGAGCAACUAAUUCAGUUGGUCAAACAACUACGCAAACAAAAGUGGUGAUAAUCCGAUCAGGACCCAAACCAACUCCACCAGCUUUUCAAAAACGUCUUCAACCUCAAGUAAAGGCGCCAGAGCAUCACACUGUCACGUUGGAAUGUUCAGUAAAUGGAUGUCCGGAACCAACUUUACGAUGGUUUCAUAACGGUGUGGAGUUUGAACCAGUUUUAAUAUCAUCAUUUUCUCAUGAAAUGGCCGCUAAGAGAGAAUUAUAUAUUGAUGAGGCGACACAUACAUAUACGUUACACAUACAUGAUUUAAACGCUUUUGAUGUUGGAGAAAUUAUGGUACGCGCAGAGAAUGAACUUGGCGUAACUAUGUGUAGUAGUGUAUUAGAAUUAGAAAUUCUUGAUGGAAAAAUUGUUGAACCACGUUUUAUACGUCAACCACCAGAACGAAUUGAAUUACAACCUGGAGAUAGCGCUCAAUUAGAGUGUGAAGUGGAAUCAGAACCACCUGUUACAUUUAAAUGGUAUUUAAAUGGAUUACAAUUGGAUCAGUCAAAUAAACGAUUUAAAGUUCUUGAAGAUGUAAAUCGUACAACUCUUAUAAUUCCAUCUGUUCAACAAGAUAUUCUUCCUAGUAAAGUGACUAUUGAAGCUGCUGGUCAAACUGGUACAAAGAUUGUAACAUCUUCAAUUCUAGUAAUGACAGCUAAAACAGAUGAUUUAUCAGUACCUGAACCACCAGAAUUACGUUUUAGUCGACAACUUCCAUCAAAUUUAGCAUAUAGUGAAAUGGAUGAUACAAUAAUUCUUGAUGUAGAAGUUGAUAAACCAGAAAUAUCAUCAAUUGAAUUACCUAAACCUACAUUUAGUUGGUAUAUGAAUGGAAUAGAUAUAUUUUUAUUACCACCUGAUAAGAAACCUGAACGUUAUAAUGUUUCACAAGAUAAUCCAUGGCAUAGUCGAUUAACUAUUAAUAAACCUGGUACAUGGGAUUUUGGUGAAAUCACUUGUUUUGUAACACGUUUAACUGAUAAAAAAGAAGAAAAAAUUUAUACUUCAUGUAAUCUUGAACUUACUUAUCAACCAAUUAAACCAGACGAACAAUCUAAACCAAUUAUAUCAAAACUUGAAUUUGCACCACAAUUUAUUCAAGGUUUACCAGAAAAAUUAACACCAGAAGUUGGAUCAACUGUUGUAAUGGAUAUUAUAUUAAAAUCAAAUCCAAUACCUGAUAUUCAAUGGGUAAUAAGUUCACCAUUAACAGCUGAAAGAUUUGAAUAUUUCGGUCCAGAACAAAUUGAUAAUGAAACAUUACAAUAUCGUGCUAUAUUACAUAAUUAUCAACCUGAUAAAGAUGAUAAUACUAUGUUACAAAUGAUUGCUACCUCAUCAUUAGGACAGUCUACAUCAAUAUGUCAUAUACAACCAAAAGAACAACAAACUGUUAAUAUACAAUUUGCUAAAACAUUAAAUUCACAAUUAGAAGUUGUAUUAGAUCAAUCAGUUGAAUUAGAAUGUUCUAUUAUACCAACUAAUAUGCCAAUUGAAUUUCGUUGGUAUAUUAAAGGUGUAGAAAUCACUGCUGAACAUAUACCAUAUGAAAUAAAUACUACUGAUUUUACAUCUAUAUUAAAAAUUCCUAAAAUUAAUUCUGAAAUGAUUGGUAGUACUAUCAGUGUAUCAGUAUGUUCUCCAUAUAGUAAUGAAUUAAAAAGUUCUUGUGAAUUAUAUACAAUAUCUGAAUCUCAUUUACCAAUUAUUGAAGAUAUAAUUACUGAAUUACCAACAAUUCCAGAGAUGUUAACAAUUGAAUCAAAAAUAAUUGAACAAGAAUAUGAAUUUAGUUUUAUUAAACCAAUUCAUUAUGAAAUAUAUCAAAAUUCAAAUGAAGAAUAUACUUUAGAAUUAGAAUGUCAGUUAAUAACAGAUCAACAACCAGCGUCUAUUAAAUGGAGCCAUGAAGGUAUUGAAUUAAAUAUUUCUGAUCGUAUCGAACAGGUCUAUGAAUAUGAAAGUGGUUUAGCUAUACUAAUUAUACAUAAUAUUACACCUCAAGAUAUGGGUGAAUACACUUGUACUGCUACACAAGCUCAUCUUCAACCUUCACAAGUUGAGCCAUUACAGAAAACAAUCAGUACGAGUACUGUUGUGGAUAUAGAAGUUCCUGAAACGACAGAAGUUGUGCCAACAGUAACUGAGAAGGUUCUCACCUUCUUACAACCAGUAACACCGAAUAUCCACAUUGUACAAGACCAUAAGGAUCUUGAACUGGAAUGUCAAAUUCAAGCAGACUUAAAGCCAAUUCAAGUUGUCUGGGAAGUUGAUGGCAAGGAAUUAACUCAAUCUGACCGUAAUGAAAUGAUCUAUUUUGAAGAUAGUGGAGUAGCUCGUCUAAUAGUACAUCAAGUGGUUCCAUCGGAUUCUGGUGAAUACACUUGCAAAGUUCAUGGUGAGGUGAUUGAAGCUGAGACCAAACAACAAAUGACCAAAACAAUUUCAUCUGGCUCAAUUGUUACAAUUGAAGUUCCUGAAACGACAGAAGUUGUGCCAACAGUAACUGAGAAGGUUCUCACCUUCUUACAACCAGUAACACCGAAUAUCCACAUUGUACAAGACCAUAAGGAUCUUGAACUGGAAUGUCAAAUUCAAGCAGACUUAAAGCCAAUUCAAGUUGUCUGGGAAGUUGAUGGCAAGGAAUUAACUCAAUCUGACCGUAAUGAAAUGAUCUAUUUUGAAGAUAGUGGAGUAGCUCGUCUAAUAGUACAUCAAGUGGUUCCAUCGGAUUCUGGUGAAUACACUUGCAAAGUUCAUGGUGAGGUGAUUGAAGCUGAGACCAAACAACAAAUGACCAAAACAAUUUCAUCUGGCUCAAUUGUUACAAUUGAAGUUCCUGAAACGACAGAAGUUGUGCCAACAGUAACUGAGAAGGUUCUCACCUUCUUACAACCAGUAACACCGAAUAUCCACAUUGUACAAGACCAUAAGGAUCUUGAACUGGAAUGUCAAAUUCAAGCAGACUUAAAGCCAAUUCAAGUUGUCUGGGAAGUUGAUGGCAAGGAAUUAACUCAAUCUGACCGUAAUGAAAUGAUCUAUUUUGAAGAUAGUGGAGUAGCUCGUCUAAUAGUACAUCAAGUGGUUCCAUCGGAUUCUGGUGAAUACACUUGCAAAGUUCAUGGUGAGGUGAUUGAAGCUGAGACCAAACAACAAAUGACCAAAACAAUUUCAUCUGGCUCAAUUGUUACAAUUGAAGUUCCUGAAACGACAGAAGUUGUGCCAACAGUAACUGAGAAGGUUCUCACCUUCUUACAACCAGUAACACCGAAUAUCCACAUUGUACAAGACCAUAAGGAUCUUGAACUGGAAUGUCAAAUUCAAGCAGACUUAAAGCCAAUUCAAGUUGUCUGGGAAGUUGAUGGCAAGGAAUUAACUCAAUCUGACCGUAAUGAAAUGAUCUAUUUUGAAGAUAGUGGAGUAGCUCGUCUAAUAGUACAUCAAGUGGUUCCAUCGGAUUCUGGUGAAUACACUUGCAAAGUUCAUGGUGAGGUGAUUGAAGCUGAGACCAAACAACAAAUGACCAAAACAAUUUCAUCUGGCUCAAUUGUUACAAUUGAAGCUGGUGAAAAAGAGGACAAAUACAUUUCACCAAUUUUUGUUCACGAGUUAACACCAUUAAAUAUUUCUGAAGGUGAAGAAAUUUAUUUAACAGCUACUGUUAAAGGAAAUCCUCAACCUGAAGAAGUGAUUUGGAAACAUAAUGGAAAUAUACUUCAACCAGACGUAAUGGAUGUUUUAAUGUUCUAUACUCCAGAAACAGGUGUUUGUGAAUUGACAAUAUCGGAAGCAUUUCCUGAAGAUUCAGGAAUUUAUUCUGUUGAAGUCCAGAAUACUGUUGGUAUGGCUGUUAGUCAAACUGAAGUAGUUGUAUUGGUAGAGGUAAGAAAUGAACCUACAAUUUUAAAGUCAGAAGAUCAGAAAGAAUCAAUUGUUGAAGAUGUUUUGAACGUUGUUACUGAUAUUUCAGGUGAUAAAGCAGUUGUAUCUACGGUCGAAGGUGUAGAGUUACUUAAACAAGAAGUAGUUGUUAAUAUAGUGCAAACUGAAAAAACGGAAAUGUAUUCAAUGAUUGAAACUCUACCAGAAAUACCACAAGCGGCGAUUUAUGAACACAUCAUAGAGGAGACUGAAUUCGAAAUCAGUUUGGAAGAACCGCUAGAGAUUAGUGAUGAUGAGUUAUUGCUCGAUGAAGGAGUUACACCAACACAUGUAGUUGUUUUGGAUGUUCUUAUACCUCAUGAUUCUGUGAGCAUUGAUGAAACAAGUAUAAGCGUAGAAGAAGCUGGCAAGGCUCAAUCGAUCCCAAGUGUCACAGAAAUUUCUUUACAUGACGUUUCCUUAGCCGCGGUUUCAGAUGUAAAUAUAACCGAAUUAAAAGCUCUCGAUGCCAAAGUCAGAACAAAGGAAGAAAAAGAAAAAUCGAAUGAAAAAGAAAACCAAACUCAAUCAAUGGAAAAUAUAAGUUCAGAUUCGACCGAACAAAAAAUAAAAGAGCAAAGUAAAGACAAAGAACAUGAAAUAACAGAACUAAGGAUAAAAAAAGAUCAAGAAAAAACAAAAACCACGAAGAUGGAAGAAACACACAAUGCCACAAAAAUUGAAGAAAAAACUGAUGAAACAAACAAAAUGGAGACAUCACAUAAUCUUUCAUUCAAGGAGGUUGUGGUGGACGAGACCCCAGUGGAAUCGGAGACAGUCUCGGUCUUAGGUGUGACGGAGGAGAAGAGCGUGGUCUCAGCGACAGAAGACUUUGCCAUGGAGGUGGAGCAGGUGACUUUGACCGUGGAUGAGGUGUCACCUCGUAUGGAAUCCCUGACGUCCUCAGCUGAAGAACGUGUUGUCAGUGAGGCUGUUCCACUGGAGGAGACGGUCUAUGAUGUGUACGAAACGGAACAGGUUGAAGCUGUAACACGUCCUACCACUGACGCUGUCGCUUCUGGUGUUGUCUCCUCGACUACUCCUUCUCUGUCUGACGUUGUCAGUGUUGAAGAAGUUCCUUCUGAGGCGAGUUACUGAUAUGUGCAUACACACAAUGCACAGCCUUAGGCUUAGUGGCAUGGCAAGUUCUCCCGCUUCAGUCGGUCUUGAAAUAACUGGUGAAUUUUUCGAGGUUUUAUCGUGGAAACUGUCAGAUGUUGCGCCUCUUAUUGCAUGCAUGUCCCGUUAGUUAACAAGUUGUCUAGUACGCUCCUUCAGUCUCAUCUCCUAACAAACAUCAUGCAUUUGCAUUGUAUUAGUGUUUGGAUAAAUGUGAUUCUGAGACUGUUUGUUUCUUCUCUGAAUUUUUGUGAGGCGACAUUUCACUUGUCAUGGAUUGUUCACCUGGUAACUUGUGACCUACUCACUUGAUCUUAGUGUUUGUGAGAGAAUGUAUUUGUGACCUACUCCAUAUGACUGACACUUGUUGGAUGUUGUGUUUGAAACGUGUUUGUUUGUGGUAUUUUUUGGUAUUUUGUUGUUGUUGUUGUUGUUGU
Schistosoma guineensis is the source of this 16817-nucleotide messenger RNA. The record is from the annotation of a GenBank genome assembly. NCBI's taxonomy places the organism in Eukaryota, Metazoa, Platyhelminthes, Trematoda, Strigeidida, Schistosomatidae.